AUGGGUGGGGCAGAUCCUGUGGUCGAUGGGUGUGAGCUCAAGAUUGAUCAGCUGCUACCUGUCGUCACUACUGUACAACAUGUCCACCAGUUCAAGAUCAUCGCCCUCGCUCUGUACCGCAUCGUGACACUCGGCUGUGUCCAGGCGGAGCAGCCCAUGAAGCUUACCCUCGCCCUCGCCGUUGCGGUCACCAUUGCCACCGCCGUCCUUGCCGCGCCGUCGCUUGGCGCAGUCACCGAGCGUGCUGUCGCAGACGUGCGGCUGACCACGCCAGUCAACCUUGAUGUCGCAGCCAAGCAGGCCGAGGCCGCCGCCGCCGUUGUUCGCACCGCCCGCCUCGGCGGACUCACGUCCAACUACACCUGGUCCGGGUGCAUCAACAUCCCCGCCAUUGGCCCCGUUUGCGUUGUCCUCACUGCCAAUCCCUCGCCCCUCAGCCUGGAGAUCGACAUCACCGUCGACGGCGAGGUUGUCCUCUCGGAGACUGUUUCUGGCAACCAGGUGUGCGUCAACACCAACGACCUGCUCGACGUCCUCGAGGCCGUCUGCGCGGUCUGCAUCCCGGUCAUCGACGCCAUCAAGGCCGCGCUCAAGUACAUCCCGGCGUCGGUCCUCUCGCUCUGCGUUGACUUUGAGAACCUCGACUUUACCUCGUCGUCCGUCUCCGGCGACGUCUACCUCGACGCCACCAUCCUCUGCUGGGAGAGCCAUUGCGUCUACAAGGGCAACAACUUCCUUGGCCACUUUAACCUUCCGAUCUAA
Thecamonas trahens ATCC 50062 is the source of this 762-nucleotide messenger RNA. RefSeq lists its product as uncharacterized. The record is from RefSeq and is a predicted model, not a curated record. Lineage: Eukaryota; Apusomonadida; Apusomonadidae. The transcript is spliced from 2 exons. The coding region runs from base 1 to 762 and encodes 253 amino acids.